AUGUUCUGUUCCGUUUUGCAGUAUAUUGAACAUGGAACAGAAGAAAGCAUAUUGCUAGUUGAGACCUGCUUGGACCACUUCAAGAUUUAUGAAGAAGACUUGAAGAGUACACAUCUAGAACCAGUAGUUGCUUCACUCUUUAGAAAGUUGUUGGAAAAGCCACAUUUCAGUAUGGUAUUCUCUGGUUUCGUGAGACGUACAGCAAUCAGUGAAGAAUUUCUGGACGUUCUAUCCAACACACUGCAAUUAUCAGCAUAUGAGAAACUUGGUUUUGGUCUUGCUUUAUCAGAUUCAGAAAAAAAUGAUAUCAGAAUGGCUGGAAGGAACUUCUGUAUGACACAGUUUGAAGAGUUGCGUGCUACUCAUGCCUCUUUGUAUACUGCUGAUUGGCUUCCUAAAGUGCUAAAGUUUCUUGAGCAAUCAGAAGUCUUUUCCAAACAUGUUGAUUCAUUUGUGCAAAUGAUACUGCAAGUUUGGUUAAAUGAGAAUUCAGGUUUUAUCUUAGCUCCUCCGCAUUCAGACCAACUGCAUGAUUCCAAGCUUAGGAUGCUAGACUUCCCCUCCUCUACGACAAAGCAUUAUUCAUUUCCAUUUGCUGCUGUUUAUGGCAAUGCAUGGAAAAACACUGAAGGGGAGUUGCCAUUUAUUAAUCAUGCUUUCAAAGUGUCACCUGAAUUAUUGUUUGCACAUUCUGGAAGACUACUGGGAUAUGCAGAUGCAGAGAAUGAUCAUAAGUUUCAUGCUGAUCAUGCAAGCCAUCCAUGGCUAUGCAUUGAUCAUUUAGAACAUCUGUGUCUACUAGCUGAGGCAGGCCAAGCAACUUCGGUUCGGUCAUUGCUUGAGUUCCCUUUGAAGCAUUGCCCGGACGUGCUUCUACUUGGGAUGGCCCAUGUUAUUACUCCAUAUAAUCUCCUCCAAGAUGAAGUUUCUUCAGCUGUGCUACCUAUGCUGCUGAAAGACGAUUCAAAGAGAGAAAUCGUUCUGAAACUGUGGCAUGUCAACCCUGUGUUCUUUUCGAGAGCACUGAAGGAUGCCCUCAACUUCGAUCCAGAAAACAUAUAUAGAGUCAUCAACUUGUUAGAGGAGUUAGAGAUCCUAUUAUCUGUACUGGCUCUGGUACCCAUGUUUCUGGGAAUUAGACUGGCUGCUCUCGCUGCUCGAAAAGAAUUCAUAGAUUUGGAGGAGUGGUUGAGCACUAAUUUGAGUAUAUACGAAGACAUUUUCUUUGAGGAGUGCCUUGAAUUCCUGAAGGUGGUCGAAGUUGAUGGUCAGGACUCUUCUGACCAUGGUGAAAUUUUGAGUGUCUAUAAGGAGACAGCCCCUACAGUUUUAAAGGUCCUUCAAUUGCACACUAGUUUGCUUUCCUCUAAUCAUCUUUUCGAGGAAAUGGAAAGUUUGUAUGUAACAUCUAUGCACAAUAGUCAAAUAAUGAAGGACAUUGAUGGCCCUAGUUCUUCAACAUCUGAAGUAUAUGCAGAUGAUGUAGAGACAGAUGUCAAUCUGUAUUUCCAGCAGAUGUUCUCUGGUCAGUUGACAGUUGAUGCAAUGGUUCAAAUGCUUACGCAGUUCAAGGGAUCUUCUGAAAAAAGGGAGCAAUCUGUAUUUGAGUGCAUGAUCAACAACCUGUUUGAAGUGUACAAGUUUAUCAACAGAUACCCUGAUGAACAACUAAAGAUUGUUGCUGUCCUAUUUGGAUUGCUUAUUAGGCAUCGUCUUGUGAGCCAUUCCAUACUUGGCAUUUCCUUACAAGCUGUUUUGGAUGCAUUACAUGAACCUACAGAUUCCAAAAUGUUUGUUUUUGGGACGAAGGCCCUAGAAAGUUUUGUGGAUUGUUUGAUUGAGUGGCCAGAAUACAGCCAGAAGAUCUUACAGUUCUCAGAUCUAUGUCUUACUCAUCCCAGACUUGUUUUGGUAAUUGAACAGACGCUUCUCGGUCCUUCCUCAAGCCAUCCAAAAUCAGAUGAAGGCCACAAUCCUGGCACCAACCAACACCAUAGUUCUAUCCCACCAGCAAAUGCUGAGAUAUCGGCUUCAUCCUUCCCUUUGACUGGAGCUGAUGGUGCACAAAUUGAUUCUCAAGUAUGUUCUCCAAUCCAGCCACACCAGAGGAAUGUCAGUCAUUUGGAUGAGAGACACAAAGCCUCUUUGACUUCGUCCAGUGAUACGAAUCUGAACUUAUCUACUUCAGAACAAGUCUCAAUUGCUACCUCAAGUGGCUCAGUUAGUAUUCAGAAGCCUCAGAGUGUAGUCAAGUCAUCGGCAGAAACGUCUUCCUCUCCUGGUUUUAGUUCUCCAUCUCCAGCAGUCCCCUCGGCUAGGUUUGGCUCUGCAUCAAGCAUUGGAACACUGCUUGCUGCUGCUGAAAGAAGGGAAACACCCAUAGAGGCCCCACCAUCAGAAACUCAGGAUCGGAUCUCUCUCAUUAUUAAUAAUUUAUCUGCUGCCAAUGUGGAAGCUAAAGCGAAAGAAUUUACAGAGGUUCUUGAAGAACAGUACUAUCCCUGGUUUGGACAGUAUAUAGUUAUGAAAAGAGCAAGCAUCGAACCAAACUUUCAUAUGUUGUACUCGAAUUUCCUACAAGGAGCUAAUUCAACACACUUGAACGAAGAGGUAGUUCGAGCAACUUACGAGAAUUGCAAGGUUCUUUUAAGAUCUGAGCUCAUAAAGUCCAGUGCGGAAGAGCGUUCCUUGCUAAAGAAUCUUGGAGGUUGGCUUGGGAAGAUUACAAUUGGUAGAAACCGAGUUCUAAGAGCCAGAGAUAUUGAUCCAAAAUCUUUACUUCUGGAGGCUUAUGAAAAGGGUUUAAUGAUUGGAGUGAUUCCAUUUAUCUCCAAGAUUUUGGAACCAUGCCAAAGCAGUCUAGCAUAUCAACCACCAAAUCCUUGGACUAUGGGAAUUCUUGGAUUACUUGCAGAAAUUCAUGCAAUGCCAAACCUCAAAGUGAAUCUCAAGUUUGAAAUUGAAGUUUUUUUCAAAAAUCUUGAUAUGGAUUUGAAGGCAGUACCUCCAUCAUCUCUUCUUAAGGGCAGGGUGAGGAAAUUUGAAGGAAACCCUGAUUUUUCUAACAAAGAUGUUGGGUCUUCUCAACAACAUAUUGUUGAAGAAGUUAAUUCUACCAUGAGAUCUGAUGUAAAUCAAGUUGAAUUGCCACCUGAAGCUGCUGUUCCGACUUAUCAGGGUGGCCAUUCACAUAUGUUAUACCAGCAUGCUGCUCCACUCCAUCUUCCUGCUGUGAUGUUGGGUGAGGAUGAGAAGAUGAGAACUUUAGGCUCAUGCAGUCAGCUUUCACCUGCUCAAGGACAUCAAGUAGCACAGUUGCCAUUUCCAGUUACCCAGCUACCUGCACCAGCAUUAAACUUACUGCAGCCGGUUAAUGUUAACCCUGAGCUCCAACCUUCUCAUCUCGAUAUGCAUUUCCAGAGUGUGCUCCCACUGGCAAUGGAUAAUGCCAUUAAAGAAAUAAUUUCUAGUAUUGUCCAGAGAAGUGCUUCUAUAGCAUCUCAUACAACAGUGGAACUUAUCUUAAAGGAGUAUAGUACUGAGUUGGAUGAGAACUGCAUACUUGAAGCAUCAUGCAUGAUGGUUGUGCAUCUGGCUGGAAAUCUAGCUUAUGUGACCUGCAAGGAACCGCUCCGUAGAUCGAUAUCAACUCAGCUAAGAAACUUGUUACAUGGUUUUAAUAUUGCAAGUGAAUUACCUGAACAAGCCAUUCAACGUGUUAUUCAUGAUAACCUUGAUUUGGGCUGUGCAUCAAUUGAAAAGGCUGCAAUGGAUAAGGUCCUUGGAAAUGGUUUUCAUAAAGUUGCAUCUGCCAUAUUACUGAAUGUAGUUGCUAUGGCUCCAUGUUGCAAGACGGCUGCCAUUGCCACCUGCAUUAAAGGUGAGGGAAUGCUGUGCCAAUUGGUCACUGCAGGAUGCCCAGGUGAAGCGAUAGUGAUGACGAUGCAUAACAACCAUGCUACUCAUUUCCUUAUAUUACACCACAUGUUGCUGUUCAAUGAUUCUUGGAGUUAUAAAAUGAUAGUUACGUCUUUGAGUUGUGCUCUAUCUAACCAUGACAGGAUGGUUAUACUUCUUUGCAUCUUGUGUUUAUGUUGGUGCCUGUUCCUGCAGGGGAUAACAAUAGUACAAAGGGUACUAUCUCAGAAAGUUCCACUUAGAGGGAAGCACAGAGAAGGUGAUAGACCUGCAACUUUUGAUCCAAAUCUACUUACACAAGGUAAUGUAGGUGCUCUUCCAGAAGCCUUCUAUCCUCAAUCUUGCCGUCUAUACCAUCCUCAAGAGCAAAUUUAUGAGGAUUUUGUUCCGUUACCUGGCCAAAAUUCCAGUCAACACUCAAAUAUUUUGCUUGAUGUUCCUUUAGUUCCAUCAUUUGGUGGUUCUCUACCCCAGGGAUAUGCCUUGGGAGAAGGGCAACUGAUCCCUGGCAUUUUCCCAUCUCACCUUGGAAACUCUGGGAUUAAUGCUACUGCAGUCUCAUUGGAUCCUGUAGAUCCAGAGUGUAGUUCACUGAGAUUUUCGAGUACUUCCUCAGUUCAUACCAUGAUGGGUAAUAAUAAUAAUAGUCCACGCAAUAAUGAGAAUGAGGGUGUUCUUCCUUCAUUUCCUUCUGCCCCAGCUCCUCAAUCGCAUGCAUUAGAGCCUAAUGUUGCAAAAGAAUUGGGAAUCCGCGAACAGCCUUUGCUUCCACCUUCAGAUUCUGAGCGCUUUACAAGAAACACUGUAGAACCUUCAUUAACUACUGGUGCUGCAUUGAAUGUAUUCCAGUUUCUUUCAAAGAAGCUUGAAUUUUUGCUUGCUAAUGAUGCUAAAGAAGCUGAAAUUCAGUCAGUAAUUGCUGAGGUUCCGACGGUUAUUCUUAGAUGCAUAAGCAAAGAUGAGGCUGGCUUGGCUAUUGCUCAGCAGGUUUUUGAAUGCUUAUACCAAAAUGCAAACAAUGCUGGACACAUGGAUGCUCAUCUUGCCAUAUUAGCUGCCAUUUGUGAUGUUAGCAAGCUUGUGGGGAAGGAGCUGACUGGUUGGGUAGGUCAUUUCUUUCUCCUGAACUACAAUGGUGUACUUCAUUCAGAUGAUGAUAGGAAGUUCAACAAAUAUAUCACUGUUGGAUUAAUUCACAGAAAAUUACUGAACCUUGCUGAGUAUAAUGUUCAUAUGGCCAAGCUUAUUGAUACGGGAAAGAAAGGAAUGGCAACGGAAUUUUGUGUUUCCCUAAUUCAAACACUGCAGGCAAGUGAUGCCAGAGUAAUAUCCGAACUCCAUAAUGUCAUUGAUGCAUUGGCCAAGGCUGUAGCUGGUAAGGAUUAUCACCUUGCAUCAGGAUCUUCUGAACCCUUCGCCGAUCCUCCUGGCUUCCAUGGGCAGGUUUCUAUGCUACUUAGUGAAUGGUGCCAGAUAUGGGAUUGCCUUGAUGUUAAUGAUGCAACUCGUGCUCAUUAUGUUCUACAACUUAAUAGAAAUGUGUUGUCGAAAGCUGAUGAUAUGCCAGAACGCUUUUUCCACGUUCUCUUGGAGCUUGCUCUAUCACACUAUCUAGCUUCCGAGGGGAUCAACUCUAGCCAUCCGCAAUUGCAUCUACAAGCAGAUCCUUCACCUUUCCUUGUUAUUGAUUCAUAUGCUGACCUUGUUUUUACAAUCUUGAAGGGACCAAACAAGCUCUCUCUUUUGUCAAAGGUGUUAGCGGUGAUUGUGAAAUCCAUUAAAAAAGGUGUGGAGGAAAAGAAAGCAUCAUUCUGUCCUAACCCGUAUUCCAGGCUAUUCAUGAACUUCUUGUUUUACCUUGAUACCCUGAACUCUGUCAUUGAUGAUGCAAAUUUUCAGGUUUUGACAGCUCUAUCAAGUUCUUAUCAUGCCCUGCAGCCCUUGAAAGUUCCUGCAUUCAGCUUUGCAUGGCUUGAGCUAGUUAGUAACAAAGAUUUCAUGCCAAAAAUGCUCACCGCAAAUGGCCAAAAAGGGUGGCCAUAUUUCGAGCGCUUGGUGAUAGACUUGUUGCGGUUCAUGGAGCCUUUAUUGAGGACUGGUGAACUUGCAGAUCCGAUUCGUUUUCUCUACAAAGGCACACUCAGGGUGCUCUUGGUGUUGAUUCAUGAUUUUCCAGAGUUCCUUUGUUAUAAUUACUUCAACUUCUGUAACGUCAUUGCCCCACGCUGCAUCCAGUUACGAAAUAUGAUUCUCAGUGCAUUCCCGAAGAAUAUGAGGAUACCAGACCCUAACACCCCCAACUUGAAGGUUGAUCUGCUAAUUGAGAUGAGUCAACCACCCUGCAUUCUCUCUGAGUUUGAUACCGCUUUGAAAGCUAACAAAUUGAAAAGCGGAGUGGAUGAGUAUCUAAUGAUGAGGCCAGAAGAAUCUUCAUUUCUUUCGGAAUUGAAGUAUAAACUGCGUCUUUCAUCAAGUGAAGCCGAAAGGCGUGGAACUUGCUACAAUGUACCUUUGAUGAACUCACUUGUACUUUAUGUUGGAACACAGGCCAUCCAGAAGAUCCAGGCAGGUAUGGCUUCUCGUGCAACAUCCAUCGCCAUGUGUAUUCCAUUGUCCGUUUUCUUCGCUGGUGCUGCUUUGGACAUCUUCCGAACGUUAAUUCUAGAGCUAGACUCUGAAGGCCGUUACGUGUUCUUCAACGCAGUUGCAAACCAACUGCGUUAUCCCAGCAACCACACACAUUACUUUUCCUUCGUCAUGCUUCACUUCUUUUCCGAGUUAAACCAGGAGGUAAUCCAGGAAAUGAUCACCAGAGUUCUAUUGGAGCGAUUGAUCACCAAGCGUCCACACCCAUGGGGUGCCCUCGUCACCUUCCUUGAGCUUGUAAAGAAUCCGAAAUACAACUUUUGGAACCUAUCUUUUACAAAGUGUGCACCUGAGAUCGAAAAUAUGUUCUAUUCAGUUUCAACAUCUUGUGGUUUAACAAAAUCAGAAGAUGUUUCUGGUAAUGGUGCCCGAUAAUCGCUCAUCAUCAAGACCAUCUAAUUUUAUAGUUUUUGGCAUGCAUAUAUACAAGUGAGAGCAAAAACUGUUGUAGAGCUUUUAGAAUGUUGUUGUUGGACUGAUUGUAUGUAUGUAUGUAUCUAUGUAUGUAUGUAUGCAUGCGUGAUUGUAGUUGCUGAAAGUAAACAGAUUCUGUAUUAAGACUUGUUGUACUCAUUUU
Messenger RNA from Cynara cardunculus var. scolymus (artichoke), 7141 nucleotides. Its product is annotated as CCR4-NOT transcription complex subunit 1-like. Gene Ontology annotation, biological process: nuclear-transcribed mRNA catabolic process, deadenylation-dependent decay. Bases 1 to 6939 code for a protein of 2312 amino acids. The transcript has 49 exons. Gene Ontology annotation, molecular function: molecular adaptor activity. Gene Ontology annotation, cellular component: CCR4-NOT core complex; P-body. The record is from RefSeq and is a predicted model, not a curated record. Lineage: Eukaryota; Viridiplantae; Streptophyta; Magnoliopsida; Asterales; Asteraceae.